Miniopterus natalensis is the source of this 5468-nucleotide messenger RNA. RefSeq names its product integrin subunit beta like 1 (gene ITGBL1). Gene Ontology annotation, cellular component: cell surface; focal adhesion; integrin complex. NCBI's taxonomy places the organism in Eukaryota, Metazoa, Chordata, Mammalia, Chiroptera, Miniopteridae. Gene Ontology annotation, biological process: cell adhesion mediated by integrin; integrin-mediated signaling pathway; cell-matrix adhesion. The record is from RefSeq and is a predicted model, not a curated record. Gene Ontology annotation, molecular function: integrin binding.
CAGCAUGCGGCCCGCGGGCGUCGGGAGCUUCUUGCUGCUGGCGUGCUCCCUCCUCUUCGCGGGGCUGUCAGCUGUUCCCCAAAGCUUCUCGCCAUCGCUGAGAAGCGGGCCAGGUGCCACGUGCAGGCUGUCGCGGGCCGAGUCGGAGCGCCGGUGCCGGGCGCCCGGGCAGCCCCCAGGGGGCGCUCUGUGCCACGGCCGGGGCCGGUGCGACUGCGGGGUCUGCAUCUGUCACGUGAGCGAGCCGGGCGUGUACUUCGGGCCGCUGUGUGAGUGCCACGAGUGGGUGUGCGAGACCUACGACGGGAAGACCUGCGCAGGCCAUGGUAAGUGUGACUGUGGAAAGUGCAAAUGUGACAAAGGAUGGUCUGGGAACGCUUGCCAGUACCCAAGUAAUUGUGACCUGACAAAGAAAAAAAGUAACCAAAUGUGUAAGAAUUCUCAAGAUAUCAUCUGCUCUAAUGCAGGUACAUGUCACUGUGGCAGGUGUAAGUGUGAUAAUUCAGAUGGAAAUGGACUUGUUUAUGGUAAAUUUUGUGAGUGUGAUGAUAGAGAAUGCAUAGAUGAUGAAACAGAAGAAAUAUGUGGAGGCCAUGGAAAGUGUUACUGUGGAAACUGUUACUGUGAGGCUGGUUGGCAUGGAGAUAAAUGCGAAUUCCAGUGCGAUAUCACCCCCUGGGAGAGCAAGCGAAGAUGCACAUCUCCAGAUGGCAAAAUCUGCAGUAACAGAGGGACUUGUGUGUGUGGUGAAUGUUCUUGCCACGAUGUUGACCCAACUGGAGACUGGGGAGAUAUUCACGGAGACACCUGUGAAUGUGAUGAAAGGGACUGUAAAGCUGUCUACGACAGAUAUUCUGAUGACUUCUGUUCGGGUCAUGGACAAUGUAAUUGUGGAAGAUGUGACUGCAAAGUAGGCUGGUAUGGAAAAAAGUGUGAGCACCCACGUUCCUGCCCUCUGUCGGCCGAGGAGAGCAUCAAGAAGUGCCAAGGGAGCUCUGAUCUACCCUGCUCUGGAAGGGGUAAAUGUGAAUGUGGCAAAUGUACCUGCUACCCGCCGGGAGACCACAGGGUGUAUGGGAAGACGUGCGAGUGUGAUGAUCGCCGCUGUGAAGACCUGGACGGUGUGGUCUGUGGAGGCCACGGCACGUGUUCCUGCGGUCGCUGCGUCUGCGAGAGAGGAUGGUUUGGAAAGCUCUGCCAGCACCCCAGGAAGUGCAACAUGACGGAGGAGCUGAGCAAGAGUCUGUGUGAGUCAGCAGAUGGCAUAUUGUGCUCAGGAAAGGGUUCUUGUCACUGUGGAAAGUGCAUUUGUUCUGCUGAAGAAUGGUAUAUUUCGGGAGAAUUCUGCGACUGUGAUGACAGGGACUGUGACAAACAUGAUGGUCUUAUUUGCACAGGGAAUGGAAUAUGUAGCUGUGGAAACUGUGAGUGCUGGGAUGGAUGGAAUGGAAAUGCGUGUGAAAUCUGGCUUGGCACAGAGUAUCCUUAACAAUUAGCUGGGAGAGGACUGGAUUCAUAUUUUUCUAGGCCAUUAGAACAUAUAAAUGCCGAGGAAGCCAUGUAUAAUCACCAUGAGGACAGGUCAAACAGACUGUUGUAUGUUUUUCUAUUUCUGAAAGCCUGAAUGAAAUCUGGAUAACCAUUAAAAAUGAGUUAGUCAAACUCUGAUGUAAAUAACACCAGAAAUUCUUCCACAAUUUACGUCAGUGGUUCUCAACAAGGGCAACUCUGCCACCCAGAAAACAUUGGGCAAUGUCUGCAGACUAUUUUAGUUGUCACACUGGGUGGGGUGGGAGGGUGUGCUUUAGGCAUCUAGUGGGUAGAAGCCAGGGAUGCUGCUAAACACCCUACAGGGCACAGGAUAGCCCCCUACGAUGAAGAAUUAUCUGACUACAAAUGUCAUUAGUGCCAUAGUUGAGAAACACUGAAUUACAUGGUUGUUAGAAAUGCACAUCCCUACACAAGAAAGGUCAUUUUAGAAUCUAAGGAAAAGACAUAUCCUCACAUAAAUCCAUGGAUCAAACCUGGCUAGGAUUCCAUAUCACUCAGUUUUUCCAUAUGGGGACAAUGAAGACAAACACACAUGAAGUGCAAUGUUGGAUGGUGAUGGGGGACUUUUGAGAAAAUACUGGUCACUUUUAGUCAUUAAGUCAUUUGUCUAGUCUCACUUUGAACUCACAAAAGAAGAUUAUUUUAAGAUGAAGGAAGAAAUUAUGAAAAAUGUACAAUUUAACAUUUUAAAUAAAUAGUGACAUAAGUUGUUUACACUCUGUGUCAAUAUGUAUUUUACCAACUGAUGAAUAACAAAAAAUGAAUUGUUAUUUAAGAGCAUCAUUUUCUGUUACUAGAUCAUUUUUUAAACUGGGCAUGGGAUAUAGGUACAAGGAAUCUGAGUUUUCACUAAUUAAGUUACUCCAUGGUAACUUGCCUUUUAAAAAGACAGUAUCUAAUUAGCUCUAUGCUGGACCUGAAAUAUGCAUUAAUUUUUCUUAAAAGACUCUCUUAUUUCUCUGGAUACAUUGCUCACCUGAAAAGUAGGGUCAUGCAUAGAAGUCAAAAAGAGAUACUAUGAUAAAAUGGCCCCAGUCUCACAAGCUCAGAGGAUAUAAAGAAAAAUCUAGAAAUGGCUUAAAUAGAAAUUACAAAUAUUCACUCAGUGAUAGGAACAAAAUGUUUAUUUUCGUAAUGGUGAAAUUUUGUUCUGUAUGAAAUUCACAUCGAAUUAUGAAAAUGUACAAUAAUUUUGGACUUCCCUUAGAUAUUUGCAAUUAAAUCUACUUAUACACAUCAGUUUAGGCAACCUUUAAUUAUUUAGAGCUAAAAAAGGUCCACUUUUUUUCUAAAUGUGAAUUAUAUUUUGUAAAAUCCGUCAAUAAUGCAAUAAAAUCAUUUUCAUAUUGUUUAAGAUGAAAAUGUUUACUUGGAAAUUUUACUUAAUGACAUAAAUAUUCUAAAGUCAUGACUUGGACUUUAUUAGUCAAAUCACCAAAAGUGAGAAAAAGAUGUACCUGCUGAGUUAUUUAAAAUUUAUAUUGAAAAUGAUUUAAGAGAAAAUUUAAUCGAUGCUGAUUUUUAUAAUACUAAUAGUGUUCUCCUACUUUAACAGAUUUACAAAAUUGUUACCUCUAUCCUGAGAUUAAGAAGUGCAACCAUAUUAGUUGUGUCUCGAUUGUUGAGUGUGUCCAUUGAGAUAUCAGUUUUGUAAAAUGAGGGAAAUGUAAGCAGUUAAGAAAGAAUAUAUAUUACUUCCUUAUAUCUUCUUUAUCUAAGCAUUUUAAGCCUCAAACAAACCUAUUUUAAUUGUUCAGUAGCAAUUUCAAUGAUGACCGAUUUGAUGAUGGACACAUUGGAAUUCACUGCAUUAUCACGGUACCAGUGACAUCCAGAUUUCCUAUUGCAGAGUUCUGCUUUCUAUGGAAAAGACCAGAUAGUAAACAGUUUAGACUUUGUAGGCCACAUACAUCUCUGUUGCAUAUUCUUCUUUGUUUGUUUGUGUUUGAUAGUUUAAAACUGUAAAAAAUAAAUAAAAACUCGCUCUGAACUCCUGGGCCAUAAAAAAAUAAUUGCGAGCUGGGUUUGGCUCACAGCUGAGGAGUAGGUGGCCAACCUGUGCCCUUAAUGUCCUAUGUGUCCUCUCAUAACUCCAAGUGCGUCUUAUUUUUUUUUUGUAAUUCUCUAUAUUUGUUAUCCUUUUUCAUUAACAACAACUACAAUGGAAGUGUUUCUCUUUUUAAAAUUUAAUAUAAGAAAAAUGUCUUCAGCACUUAUGUUUUUAAAGAAAAAUUUUAGAUAUGGAGAAAUGUUUUUUAUAAAGUUCAGAAUGUGAUUUGUCCAGAUUUUUUGACAACCUGAAAAUAUAUGGCAGUCAGCUAUAUUUUGGGUUCAUUUAGCUCGAAAUUAUUGAACUGAAACCUUUCAUGUUUCUCAUGUGUGUGUAUGUGUGAUUUUGACUCUAGCUUGCAAACAAUAGAUCUAUUAAGAAGUGAUUUAAUUUACAUGUUUAAAUUGGAAAAAAAAAUAAACAUAGUUACAUAUAAAGACAUACAUUCUACCUUUCUUAAAUGUGAUUUUGUACUUUGACUUUUGAUUCUGUUACUAAGAUAGAAACUCCCUCUUAAAAAAGGGGCAGGCAAAAACAAACUUGUUACAGGAGGAGGGGAAAGGUGCAAAUCUCAUUGGCUUGUUCAAGUUUGUCCCAAAUUACAGUGGGAUUUAUGUCAAUUUAGAAGGAUUCAACAACUGAUAUUGGCACAGACCCUGCCUGUUUGGCAAACCAUCAUGGAGGAAUCUCCCAGAAGGGCUUUUCAAUAAAAUUCUAUUAAGGUCCUAAGACCGAAGAGGAGACUCAUUAUAGCCCAUUUCUUCCCCAGACUCCUUGAGCUAAUCUAGAUUCUUUCAACAUGUUGGGAGGAAUGACCUCAUCACCUCAAAUACAAAUGCCAUCUCUACCAGCAGACAUCAGGAUUAGACUGAAUAGUAUAGAAAAAAACAGAAAAAAUCAAAACGAAACAGCUCAGCCUUUGUUUGCAGACUCAAAACUUCAAAACCCCAUUCAGUAUUCAAGUGUCAACAGGCCCUUGGACUAACUUGUAAGCCAAGGAACUUAAGCUAUGAAUGUAUUUUCUCCAACGUAACACAAUUUGCAUCUGGAUUUUUAUAUGCUUGUAUUUAGCUCAAUUGCUUUUCCCUAGAUAUGGUCUUGUUCUGAAAUGAAAUUUCUAAAUAUUUUCACUUCCUUCUAAAAUAGAUUUUUUAAUCAAUCUGGUCUCUCUUUGAAAUGUUAAUUCUCCCUAUAAUAUUAGGGAGAAAACUAAAUGAAGUGAUGCAUAUAUAACAUAAAGGACAAGAAGUUUUUUUUGUUAUGUUUGUUUUUUAAAGAGAAUCUAAUCUGAUAUCGAUCACCCUGAAAACAUCUGACCACUUUAGUGCUUUAGGCAUUAAUUAAGCAACUAGCCAGGUGUGAUAAGGAAACUGUGCUUACACUCCAAGAGGCAAACAAUUAGAAGGACUCGUAUGGGCCCAUUGUGGGGUUCCUGAAACGACCAGCUACCCCAAAACACUCAGGGCAAGCAAACUUUAGAGCAAGAAUUUCAAAAUUCUCCAAGAUUUAUAAGGAAGUGAUGCCUAGUACCAAUUUACUCUUUACAGAGGGUGGACCAUUUGCAUCUAUUCUAUAAUUUUUCCAAGUAAAGUUUUAGCAAAACAUAUUAGAAAGUAAACUUAUAAGAAAAUAAAAAUGGUGUCACUUUAAAUAUCAAAACCAUUAACAUUCCCAAGCAUUGCUGAGGGAUGGGUGAAGCAAUCAGCUAUCACAACAAAUCAGUAGAAAUAACCCUCCCACACCAGCUAUGCAUGCAAAUGGAAUGUGAUAGUAGACUCAAUACAAUUGACAUAUGUACAUGUAGGUACAAAACACUCAGUCUGUAAAUACCAAUUAAUUCCAUCAGAUUUACUGUACAGAACAUCAA